Messenger RNA from Notechis scutatus (mainland tiger snake), 3225 nucleotides. RefSeq names its product caveolae associated protein 2 (gene CAVIN2). NCBI's taxonomy places the organism in Eukaryota, Metazoa, Chordata, Lepidosauria, Squamata, Elapidae. The record is from RefSeq and is a predicted model, not a curated record. Gene Ontology annotation, molecular function: protein kinase C binding. Gene Ontology annotation, cellular component: caveola; cytoplasm.
GCCCGAAAGCUUACAACGGCUGGCCGUAACCAAUGGCGGGAUGAGGCGCCGAGCCAGGCCUGUGGUGUUUGCUUUUUGUUUUUUUUCCUUUUUUACCCCCGCCUUUGCCAGUGAACUCAUGAGUGAAAUAUGACAUUCCACCCGUAAAGAAAAGAGGGCGAGGAGGAAAGAGCGAGGGAGGGACGGAGGGGGAAAAUUUAAACCUGCAGGCGACGAACUCCGGGCUUGAACCCUUCCUGGUUUCAGAAUCUGGGGAUCAGAAAGGGCGGGGCUGCGCCGAGCUUUUCUUAAGUUUUCGGCUCUUGCAAAGAAGCCUUUGAGGAGCUCGGCGCUGGGGCAGAUUGCAUUCCUGCCCUCGAGAAGACACCCGAAGGAGGGAGCUGAUCUCAGCGGCCCAGUGUCUCUAGCCUCGCCGCGAUGGAGGAGGACGGUGUGCAAGCGGAGAAGAGCAGCGCGUAUGUUUCCCCAAACUCCGAUGGGCCUCUGGAUGCCAGCAAUCCCAGCCCGGUGCCCUCGGGCAGCCGCAGCCCCAGCUUGCUGCCGCCGGCGCCGGGCGAGGCGAUUCGGGACAGCUCGCAAGUGAACGCCAUCACGGUGCUGACUCUCCUGGACAAGCUGGUGAACAUGCUGGAUUCGGUGCAGGAGAAGCAGCAGAAGAUGGAGCAGCGGCAGAUCGAUCUGGAGGGCUCGGUUAAGGGCAUCCAGAGCGACCUGAGCAAGCUGUGCAAGAACCACACGUCCACCAGCAACACGGUGGCCAAGCUGUUGGAGAAGUCGCGCAAGGUCAGCGCCAACACGCGCGAGGUGCGCGAUCGCAUGGACCGCCAGUGCGCCCAGGUGAAGCGCUUGGAGCACAACCACGCGCAGCUCUUGCGCCGCAACCACUUCAAGGUGCUCAUCUUUCAGGAAGAAAAUGAAAUCCCUGCCAGCGUAUUUGUGAAAGAGCCUGUUCCCAGUAUUACUGAUGGGAAGGAAGAGCCUGUCGAUGAGAACAAAACCUUGGAAGAAACCUUGCACACUGUGGAAUUAUCCUCAGAGGAUGAGUUGCCCCAUGAUGACCUUGCAGAAGACAGCAUGGAUGAGAAAAUAGAGGAGUCCAGAGCUGAGAAAAUCAAGAGAUCCAGCCUUAAAAAGGUUGACAGCCUGAAGAAAGCAUUUUCCCGCCAAAACAUUGAAAAGAAGAUGAACAAGAUCGGCACCAAGAUUGUCUCGCCUGAGCGGAGAGAGAAGAUCAAGAAGUCUUUUACUCCUAACCAUCAGAAGUCUUCUUCAUCAAAAAGCUCGUCUUUCAAGGUCUCUCCCCUGACAUUCAACGUGAAGAAAGUCCAUGAUGGAGACACAUCCAUAGAAGUAGAAGAUAAGCCAGGGGAAGCACCUGGCAGUAAGCAUGCCGCCAGUGAAGAGGGCACCCUCACUUCAGAUCCAAUCUGUUCUUCUUCUCCAGCAGAAGAAGGAAAAGCCUUUGUUGAUUCCUUGGAAAAAGAGUCGGGAAGUGAAGGAGAGGUGGUGAUCAACAACAACAUUGAGCUUGCAAUUGUUGAAGAAGAUGAUUAUAGAGCUUCAUUAGAAAUCAGACAAGAACUUUAUGAGGAAAGAAACAAGCCAAUCAGUGAAGAAAUGGAAUAUUCUGAAGAAUCCAAUCAAGCAGCUGUCCUCCACGUAAACCAAACAGCUUAAAUUGCUUGUGUCCUUUCUACAUAUGAUAUUUUUAAUUAUAUCAGUCACCAGAAUAUGUCCGAAUACUAUAAAUGUGAGGUCUAAUAGUGAAUCACAGUGGAAUUGUUGGUUUUAAAGCAUAGAUUUCCUUACAAACUGUUUCGUUCACUCAGUUAGAAUUGAUUCCCACAGUCAAAAGUAGGGCUGUUCUACAAAUAACAGAACAGCAGAUGUCAUGAGCAACUUUUAACCUCUUUCCAUCAGCACUUCAGUCCUCAUCCUACUUUCUAAUGUUUCUUCUCUUUAACUAGAAUGUGUUUAAAAGAAGUCUUUAAGGCCUUUUGAUAAAAGGCGUUUCCUACAGAGUCUUUUUAAAAUUAUAGUUAAGAAUAUAAGCCGUGCCCUGCUAGAUCAGACCCCAUGCCCCAUCUAGUCCAGCAGAAUAUUCUCUGGCCAACCUACUACAUAAGGAAGCUCAUUUGUCUCCCAGCAGAUUCAGGGAGGUCACACUGCCAUCAAUUCCUUGAUCCCCAAGACCUCCAUGAAUUGAUCCAACCUUUUUUUUUUUAAGCCAGCCAAGCUGGUAGCUAGCACCACAUCUCAUGGUACUGAAUUCCAAAAUGUAAUCACAGGUUGUGUUUAAAAAAAAAGUUCUUGGGUCAGUCCUAAUUCUUCCAAUGUAUUCAAUUUGGUUCUAGUAUUUUGGGAAGAGGAGAAUAGCUUUUCCUUGUCCACUUUAUGCCAUUCAUAAUUUCAUAAUUAAAGAGUUAUUGAAGAUUUGCAUAGAUCCAUGACCCUUAUCCCAAUCUACAAUCAACUCUCAGUGGAGAAGGCAUGGCUAUUAAAUGUUGCAAGAAUGAUCUUAUUUUGUUUCAGAAUCAGAUCCCAUGUUUUCUUCAAUCUAGACUGUGAGCCUUCAUUGAAAAAGAUGGUUUCCAGGAUUCUGCUUGGCUCAUUGUCCUGGAGAAACAGUCUCUUUUGGAGGGAACUGUAAAAUCCAUUGCAGUAUCUUCUUUGCCUGUUAACUUUUUCCUACUAACUGCUUUUUAAGUUACAAUCCAAUUAGAAGCUAAACUCUUUCCCAUCUAUGCCAUAAUAGUAAGACAAUUCAUCGUCUUUUCCUACCCGAUGGAAUCCUCAAAGUUUGUAAUUUCCAUUCUUGAUGUGCUGUGACUUUCCCAGCGCAAAGUAAGAGUGAACUUCAUGUGACAAGAGCUGAUACUGAAAAUGCAGGCGUGAAUUACUGAAAAGUACAGCUUUUGACAGUAUACUUAAACACAUUGUGUGCAGAUACACUGGAAAAGAUAUUUUUAGCAUAUACAAUUGAUUUGGGAAACAAAUUACUAUGAGGAGGCUGUACCUCAACAAAAAUAUGAAAAUGGGAUUUUUGCUUCCUUAUCGCUGUUCGGUCCCUUAGUUAAUUAAUAACCGUUGAUACAGAACAAUUAGGCAGUUGAGAUUUCUGCCUAAUAGUGUCUGCAUCAACCUAUUUUGUUUUAUUGACCUUGAAAAUAUUCCUUUAUUCGCCUUAGCUCCUUGCAAGAUGAGCUUUAGUUUUGUUUUGUCCUU